AGCCGAAGAGAAUUAAAUGGCAGAUUCAACGCAAAAAAAAAAAAGACAGAAAACCCAGUUGCUGUUAAUAACGGUAAUAAUGGUAUUGUAAAGAACAAGAAGAAGAACAAAGAGGUUGCUCCCUUCGGAAAUUACAGGAAUUACUAUGGUUACCGUGUAGGUCAUGACGUUGAGGAGGAUCCACGGUUCAAAGUACUGAAGAAGGAGUGGUUUGAAGGCAAAGAUUGUCUUGACAUUGGUUGCAACAGCGGAUUGAUAACUAUUAAUAUUGCAAAGAAGUUUGACUGUAGGACUAUCCUUGGCAUUGAUAAUAUCUUCCUGUUCCUGGUGACAAGCUAUCAAUAAGUCAUCAAUAUCUUUGAGGGCCUUAAGUGACUUACUCGAUACGGAGGAAGUGGCUUCCAUUGGAUUCAUGUGUCUGGAAGUGACAGUGUCCUCAACAAUUGGGUGGACGUGAGUGUGGCUACUACGUCAUGCGUUAUAUGUACGAAAUACUUGAACAUCACCAUAGCAGUGAAGAUCUUAUUCAGGAUUUUUCAAGAACUACACCGUACACCGAGGAGGAGAUAAAUGAGAUUCGAGAUAUUUGGGCAGAGUAUUUUAUAUGUAAUGUUGAACUUUAGAUUUACCACUUAGCGCAUGUUUGACUCUUGUUUUGGAUUAUAGGCUUGAAAUGAAGUAAUUUGGUUAAUUGGUGUUGGGAUGAUGAGUAUAAUGUCUAUGAUAUUGAGAUGUAAAUUAUUGGACAGGUUGUUAAUAUAAUGUCGUCAUUCCCAAUUUUAUGGGUAGGCCAAAUUACAAAGGAGACUCUGCCGAAAUUUACAUUUGCAUUAUUCAAUAAUAUUGCAUUUUAAUUUCAA
Messenger RNA from Chenopodium quinoa (quinoa), 860 nucleotides. RefSeq names its product probable RNA methyltransferase At5g51130. NCBI's taxonomy places the organism in Eukaryota, Viridiplantae, Streptophyta, Magnoliopsida, Caryophyllales, Amaranthaceae. The transcript has 7 exons. Gene Ontology annotation, biological process: snRNA modification. The annotation marks the transcript as partial. Gene Ontology annotation, molecular function: RNA methyltransferase activity; snRNA binding; O-methyltransferase activity. The record is from RefSeq and is a predicted model, not a curated record.